Molecule: messenger RNA, 7842 nt
Organism: Chroicocephalus ridibundus (black-headed gull)
Lineage: Eukaryota; Metazoa; Chordata; Aves; Charadriiformes; Laridae
Gene: GPC5
Product: glypican 5
Exons: 8
Coding region: 48-1775 (575 amino acids)
Biological process (GO): cell migration; positive regulation of canonical Wnt signaling pathway; regulation of protein localization to membrane
Cellular component (GO): extracellular region; cell surface; plasma membrane
Source: RefSeq, a predicted model, not a curated record
GGGCCCGACGGCGGCGGCUCGGGGGCGUCUCAGCCGCGCUCCCUGCCAUGGGAGGGAAGAGCCUCAGCCUCGGCGUCCUCAGCCUCGGCGCCCUCCUCCUGGCCGCCGCCUCCGGGGGUGCGGAGCCGCCGCCGAGCUGCGAGAGCGUCCGGAAAGUUUUCCAGAUGCGGCAGCUCGGUCCCCUCCGAGGCAUCCCGGAGUCCCCGAGGGCAGGGGCUGAUCUCCAGGUUUGUACUUCUAAAAAUCCAACAUGCUGUACCAAAAAGAUGGAAGAAAGAUAUCAGACUGCAGCAAAGCAAGAUAUACAGCAAGUGCUUCAAACAUCAAGUGCUACAUUAAAAUUUUUAAUAUCUCGUAAUGCAGCUGCUUUUCAAGAAACCUUUGAAAUGCUUAUCAGACUGGCUGAGAAUUACACAAGCACACUUUUCUGCAAUGCAUAUAGAAACAUGGCUGCCGAGGCUACUACACAUGUCCAGGAGUUUUUUACAGAUGUUGGACUCUUCAUAUUUGGCACAGAUGUUAGCACAGAGGAAUUCGUCAACAGAUUUUUUGACACCCUGUUUCCAGUAGUCUACAACCACGUGAUUAACCCUGGCCCGACUGACAUUUCCGUGGAAUAUGCGGAGUGCCUCCGAAUGGCGAGAAGAGACAUCAGGCCCUUUGGUAACGUUCCCAAAAAGGCCAUAGGACAAAUGGGAAGGUCAUUGUUACCCAGCCGGACUUUCUUGCAGGCUCUGAAUUUGGGGAUCGAAGUGAUCAACACAACAGAUCAUCUGCAUUUCUCUAAAGACUGCAGCAGAGCUUUGCUGAGAAUGCAGUACUGCCCCCAUUGCCAGGGGCUGACGUUAAGUAAGCCCUGCAUGGGCUACUGCCUCAACGUCAUCCGAGGCUGCUUAGCCAACAUGGCAGAAGUUGAUCUUCAUUGGCGAGGAUAUAUUCAGUCCAUGGAGGAGCUCUCGAGCGCCAUGAGUGGGACCUAUGACAUUGAGCACGUGCUUCUAAACUUUCAUUCACUUGUUAAUGAUGCCCUUGUACAGGCUCGUAUCAAUGGACCAGAAUUAUCUGAGCAGGUGAACAAGGUAUGUGGUCCUCCUAUAAGGAAGCCUACGCAGUCUCCAGGUUGCUCCUUUGAUCAGAACAAAGAUAAUCAGGGAUUGAAGAUGUUCUCAAGAGACAGUGAAGAAACCCUCACCAACAGAAGAAAAGAAUUUAUCAGCCAUCUCCGGCUCUACAGAGCAUUUUACGGCGGCCUGGCUGAUCAGCUGUGCGGUAAUGAGUUGGCAGCUGCUGAUGGACUCCCAUGUUGGAAUGGAGAAGAUGUUGUAAGAAGCUAUACUCAUCGUGUGGUUGGCAGUGGAGUCAAAGCUCAGUCUGCAAAUCCAGAAGUAAAAGUGAAGGGAACAGAUCCUGUAAUAAGUCAAAUUAUUGACAAGCUGAAACAUGUUAUUCAGCUGUUACAGGGCAAAUCAUUUCCUAAAUAUCAUAAAUGGGAUCUCCAACAAACAGGCAGUGGUGGAGGUGUGGAUGAACAAAUCAGUGGAGACUGUGAUGAUGAAGAUGGUUGUGGAGGAUCAGGAAGUGGAGAAGUCAAAAGAGUCCUGAAAAUUACAGACACAGGGAUGCCAGACAAGAUGAACCUCAGUGACGUAAAGCAAAUCCAUCAAACCAACGAUGGCAGCACUUUAGACACAACUGGAGCAGGAUGUACAACAGUGGCUGAUUAUAUGACAUUUAUGCUGAUUAGUUUGGUAACACUAUUUCUCAGUCUUUGGUAACUGUUUAGGUCUGGCUUGUUAUAUGUGUCUCGUUGUCAUUUCUUUAUCCCCACUCACAAGCCUGGAAUAAAGGAUCUGGUGGAUAUAGCUAUAUUUACGAUAGCUUGUGUAUUAUCAGCCUCUUUGAUCUUAGGCCUGAGUAUUAGCAAAGUUGUUUGCGUAAUAUUUUUACUGUGUGGUUUUGUUUUUUUUUUAACACCUGUAUAGUCAUGCAAAAUCAUGUUUCCUUUUAUAUUUUAUGUUAAAAAUAAGUUGACUAGGUAUCACAGAAUCACCAAGUCCUGGAAGGCGAUCCUGGAGAUCAUCUAGGCCAGCCCUGUGCAGAGCAGAGUCAACCAGAGCAAGUUGCCCAAGGCCGAGUCCAGUCAGUAUUUGAAUGUCUCCAACAAUGGAGACUCUACAGCCUCUUUGGGCAAAGUGUUCCAGUGCUUGAAUAUGCAUUGCAAAAAAAAUUUGUUCUUAUGUUUGUGUUAUCUAUUGCAUUUCAGUUUGUGCCCAUUGCCUGUUUUCCUGGCACUGGGCACCACCGAGAAGAGUUUGGCUCCAUAUUAUUUACUCCCCUUAUCAGGUAUUUAUACACAUUGACAAGACCCCCCCUGCAUCUUCUCCAGGCUGAAUAGUCUCAGUAGUCUCCGCCUCUCCUAUGUAUGUAUCCCUUAACAAUCUUCAUGACCCUUUGCAGGACUCUAUCCUGUACAUCCCUGUCUCCCUUGUCCUUGCAAGCCCAGACCUGGACACAGCACUGCAGAUAUGGUCUCACCAGUGCUGAGAGUGCAUUCUGUUGCAUUGUCCAGGUCAUUAAUGAAGAAGUCAAACAGUAUCAACCCCUGGGGUAAACCAAGAGUAACUGCUCUCCAUGUGGACUUUGUGCUGCUGUUCACAACCCCACAUACAACUGGUAGCAACUAAUGAAACUGUUGCUCAGCACUUUAUGAGUUUUGCAUUUAAAGUCCUGCCUUCCGAGUUGUGAUCCCUGUAAAACAGAAAAUGUUGAAUUUGCCCUUCUCUCUUUCUUCAAAAAGUAAAAAAAAAUCCACAGUGUAAACUCAGAUAAUUUUAGUAGGAAUUACUUGUCAUAGCUCAGAAAAACUACAUAUGAAAUGCUGUGUAUGUAUAUGCAGAUAUACAUACAACUGCAUUUUAUCUAGACAUAACAUCAAGGUUAAGAUUCAGUGUUGGAUUAAGAUAUCUCAAUCUAUAUGUCUACAUACACAUGUUUACCUAUGUGCUAUAUGUCUAUUACAUAUGUGUUAUACAUCUAAGCUGUCAUGCAGUCAGUGGAAAUACAGGGUAACAUUCAAUUGCUAAAAUACCAGCAAUGAGCGACAGUUGAGAUGUUGCAAGAAAACCUACUUGGUGUCCAGCUACUGAAGGGAUUCAGGUCUUUCUGUGGGCAAGUGGCCUGAGCCCUUUGUCAACACAGUUAAUGAAACUCAGUAAGUUGUCCAGCUCAUAUGAAAACAGAUACCUAAGAAAGCAACUCAGUCACCCAAAAGUAAGUAUCUGAUGCCACAUAAGAUUUCUUGGAGUAUCCAAGACAUCCUCAUUGGAUUGGCAUAUAUGACACAGGCUUUACGGGAAAUUCCAGAGGCUUACUUAAAUGGGAACCAUGCAGAGUGGCAGCUGGUAGCUAAGUGGGAUAUUCGUGUGUAUCUCAAAUAGAUCUAGACAUGCAUAUGUGGGCCCAUGAAUCAAACACCGGGUCUCCAUCAUUAAUACUAGGAGCUUAGAUACCUAGUUGAAGUGGUGACGCAUGAAUGCAAAUCCGAAUCACAACAUGAAUCCCAGCUCAAGUUCUUAUGCUUUAUACGAUGACGCAAGCUCAAGUGUUCCACAGUACUAGUGGUAAAUUAUAUAUUAUUGUUAUAAGGUUUUAUUAUCCUGUAAUGACUAAUUCCCAUGUCAUUUUAAUCCAAAAGUAUUUAAGAAUAUUUUGUAUUUAUUUCUCAUUUACAGUCCUUUAAAAGCAAAAAAAAAGGUACAGUAUUGUAUGCACUCAUACUUGACCUAUAACUCUUCGUAGACUUCAAAAAAAAUACUGUAAAUAUUUGUAUUCCCAAAUGCAUGCAUUAGCUGUUAGUGCACACUGUAUAACAUAGAGGCAAACAGAUUUAAAAUUUAAAAAAGCAACUGAACAUUCCUAAGAGCAAUUCCAUGCCCAGAUAAACAUCAUUAGUAGGCAUGUGUGCAAGUGUGCACAUUUUAUUUGACCUCUUUUUUCUUUUGCAGGUUUUGUAAACCAGUCCUUCAAAUUCACUUGUCUUGUUGUCUCAGCAUACACUGAAAUUACAUUGGUAAAUCAGGGAACAAAAAUCUGAUUUUGUUAUUUUUCGUUUUCAUACCAGCUCAAACCAGAAAUUAAUCGAGUCCAGCAAUGUUUUUUUGAACAAUGACCAGUAUCAGUCACUUCAAGAAAAACAGACUACAGUUUUGAAUAGGAGAUUCAGAAAUGGAGAAAAAAAUCUUCCGAUACCCAUUACUUAGAAUUUGAUUUAUAUCACAAAGUACUUUGUUUUUAUUCCUCACUUUUGGGUGUAGUUCAAGACCUUACUCAUGGCACCUGGUAGUCAAGGAGAUAACAGUUUAUUCUAUAGCAGCUUGGAAACAUAAUCCCCAUUUUCAAAUAGUGAUAGUAAUUAGGUCCUAAGGCCUCUUCAGAUAUAUGUUAAUUAGUCUGUGUUACUCCUCAUUUUUUUCAUGGCCUGUUCUUCUAUUUUCUACACUGCACCUAUGCCAAAUUCCUUCUGGGGUGGAAAAUCAGGUCUUUUCCUCACAGACACAUAUGAACAAUCUAGGUUGAGGGGGCUGCUUCCACAGACAAUAUGAAUACAAGAAUGGCAGGUCUGGAGUUUCCUCACUUGCCCCUCAGCCACAAGACCUCAUUCAUGCUCCUGUCCUGUCCAUCUCUAGGCACCUCCACACGCUCCACAUCAUUGCCUAGACUCAUAUGUCUGCUAGGCUAGGCUGCAUUAUGGUUCCUUCAUCAUGUCUAACAUACUAUAAAGAAAUAGUCUUGUUUCUUAAAGAACUAUAAAAAAAAAAACAUUAAAAUGUCUCAGAGCAAGGAGACAGUACUUGCCUCAUAGGAAACCAAGGCUGUUUUGCAAUUUGUCUCAAGGUUACUUUUCAAGGGAGGUACCCUUGCAAGAAACUGUGGAACAUGGCAGGAUGUUGAAGUGUAGCUCCAAGUUUGGCAGAUGGAAAAAAGACUUCUCAAACAUUGCCGGUAUUAAAGCCAGCAAUGAAAUGAGGAAUAGUACAGAGCAGAAAAAUGCAGAUAAGUUAGAGAAGCCAGGAGAAGAAAAAGAAAAAAGACCCUAAAUUGGAAAUCACGACAAUACAGUGGAAAAACAUCUGUAUCCACAUAAAAUGAUGGACCGUAUGCAGCGUGUAUGUGAGCCGCUCUGGGUCAAUCGCCUUGGGCUGCAGAGGCUUUUCCCAACAGCGGGUCAUACAGGCAGCACAGGGCUGACGCUGGGCUCCCCACAUCACCUGAGAUGUGGCACCUGGGUCUAGGUUGCUCCGAGUACUAUCAUUUGGUUUUACUCAGACUCUUUUAACAGUUUAAAUCUUCUCUGUCUCUCACAAAACCUUUGUUGAAUGCGAUUUUUGUUCUGGUUUGUUUUGCUUUCUUUUAAAUAAACUUUUUGUGUAUAAUAGCUGAUAUGGUUUAAAGUAGGUAUGCUUUACUCAACAUGUACCAUUUCUCAGAUGGACACUCAUUCAAAUGCUGUUUAUACUAAAAUCGCAAUGGAUAUCACUAUUAAAAUUGUGUAACUGGUCUCAGCACAAUUUAAAAAAUCAACAAGCAUAAGGUGAGAGAGAUUUGUAGGGAAUAAUUUAUUAGAGGACAAUGUUGUUACUUGUAAAACAAUAUUUUAGAAAAAAAUAGUUCUAAAAAUACAACAUUUCAAAAAUCCAUUAUAUUUUUAUUCAGUAAGAUCGAGCUAUUCUUCUUGAAUGUCCAUUUUUCAUUUUCUGUAGACAUACCUGUGUAUUUAAAUGUACCUUGUAUCUCCUAGGAAAAAAAAAAAGUACUUUUUCUCAUAACUAAUGUUCUAGCACUUCAAAUAAAUAUUUUAAGGUGACAACUUUCCUUAGUGUAGCUGGGGAAAGAAAACAAAAAGCAUUUUUUUCCUUUGGAAGCAGGUAUCACUGUUCCUUUCAUGACUAAUAAAAGAUGAAGCAUAACUAUAGCCACGGAACAAGUUAUCUUUGUCUUUCUGUCUUUCUAUAAAUAGGUAGGUGCACAUAUACAUCAUUUAUUUCUCUAUACCUGCAUUUUUAUAUGUUUACCAAAAUAUUGUUCUUGUUCAGAUUAUAACAGGGUUUAGAUUAAUCUAUCGAAGAUUUCAGAUUAACUUUAAUAUUUCCCUAGCAUCUUCUCAGGAGCAUGAAUUAAUAUGAGGUACUGAAGCUCUCUGCUUUAUUUUUUUUAAGUUCAGUUCUACUCUGAAAUACUUGUGUAAACAAGAAUCUUACUCAACAAAUUAUUCUUUUUCUUAUGUGCUCUGAGUUACAAGUGAUUAUAAUAGGAAGAAAAGAAAAAGUUGUUUCUAACUACAUUAGAUUAAAAAGCUAAUGUAGCUCUAGUAAAAUGCAGAUUCUACUCUUGCAAAUCUCAGCAAGUUAUUAGUAAAGCUUUAACUCUUAGUUCUUUCUUCCUGGUAAUGCAUGAACAAAAAAUCUGGCUUGAUAGAUUUUGUCAGACAAAAUUUGCAUGUCUGGCAGUUGGAUACUUCAUCUUUUACUUUACUUUGGAACUUGUAAAUGUGAAAUGGUAGGGAUAAUAUACCUGGUACCCUAUGGAACUCUUUUACCAGCUCACAUUGAAGAGGAAUAAUAUGCUGAGCUUCUCUUGGAUGGGAGGACUCAGUCGAUGCAUGUCAUCACCCCUUACAGCGCAGAGGGCUGUGCUAAGAUCACCUGCUGUGCAUCCCUAAUUUAGGUGUCACAACUAUGUCGCUCCAGGUUUGUCAGGCAGUCUAAAUCAAUUGUUAGUCUCUUGAAUUUAAGUAACAUGGAGGAUUUUCUCAGUGGCAGUUUCUGAUUUUCCUGCUUCCCUCAAUGUCACUGUCUCUCUCAUUUGUACUAGUACAAGAGUUUACAGGACCAAGCCACAAAACUCGUCAGGGUAUUUCUGACCCAAAGGAACUCCUUGAUCCAGAUCACCUUGCAUCACAGAUGAUGGCAUCAGUAGAAUGGACGGGGUGGCCAUAGUGCUCGUGGCAGUUUAGUCACACAUUUGCAGGAAGUGAACAUAAGGUUAGGUACAACAAAACAUUUUAAUAUAGUAAACACAUCAUGCAAAAAUUGUUUUCACAGUUGCACCUUGUGCAAAGAUUCAUAGUUCUGUAUCUAAAGCAGGAUUCGUCCAUUAGAAAACAUUGUAGCAAAGUCUGAUUUUUAUGAAUGACUAUAACAUCUCUUUUGCUGAUGGGCAAAACCAUACUGCCUAAUGCAUACAUCAGAAUACCUUGCCCUGAGCUGUUUCCUUUUCUUUGUGCACUAUAGAUGUGUCUGUAGUGCAUUGAUAUUGCAUAGUAGGAGAACGUGUUUUCCUGUUUACUUGUAGUUUAUUUAUACGUAUAGCUAACACUUUUGUGCUGGCUGUUAAAAAUAUUUUUCAUGUCUAUGAAAACAUUUCCAUUUUUUGGCAGACAUAGGUGUUUGUGAAAUCCUUACAUUUCACCUAAUUAUUUUCAAAAAGAUACCAGGCCUUCAAAAAGGUAAAAAGCAACAUAAUUCUGAAGAAUAAAUGUUGCUUGUCAUGUGUAUCUUUAGUAAGCUAUAAAAAAUGCCCUACCUGAACUUUCAGAGCAUUAGUAGGGCUGGUAAUUAGUGCAUGGGCCAGGUUCUUCUUUUAAACUUUUGUGAUACUGUGGAAUUCAACAGAUAUAACUACAAACAUAGACUGGCUUUGUAUUAUCUACGUGCAAAACUGAACUGAUACAUUUAAUACAGUAAGAUUGUUUUUAGAAAAGCAUCACUACGUUACAGGUAAUAGCAAUUUGUAUUUCUCUGCUGUGUACCAGUUAUAUGUAUACUAUGACAAAUAAAAAUUUAA